AUGACUGAAGAAAGUAAAAUGAAUGUGGAAGUAAAAAUAGGUAAAGAAAUUAAUGAAAAUUAUAGAAAAAUAAAAGAUUUUGAUGAUAAUGAAUAUAAUAAAUUCUUAAUAAGUAUUAGUGAAAUGAAACGAAAUGAUGAUAUUAAGGAAAAGAAAGAUUUAUUUAAAUCUAAAUAUGAUAUAAUUACUACUGAUUCUAUAUCAACAACGACCGAUGAAAUAUCAAAUACUUAUCAAAUUGAAAAUAAAGGUGAAGAAAAAGAAAGGUUUUCAAUACAUGAAGAAAAAAAUGAUUCUAGUAUUACUAAUAUUACUGAAGAAAAUGUAAAAAAAAUGGAGGAAAAUAUUAAUCUUAAUAAUGAAUAUGUUUCUGUUAAUAAUACAAUUUAUAAAAGUAAUAUACAGGAGUUAAACAGUUACCAAGACAACAAUAGUAAUCUCUUGCAUAAUAAUGAAAACAGCAAUAUUCAAAAUUUUAUAAAUCACGAAAAUGGAAUGAAUAGAAAAAAAGAAAAUUUUGAUAACUUAGAUUGCUUAAAAAAAAAAUUAAAUAAUAUAAAUUCAAAAAAUGAAUACAGAGAGGGUUAUUAUAAUAUGAAUGCAGAUAUUCAUAAUAAGAAGAAUGAAAAUGCUAUUGAAUCAACACAUAAAAAUGAAAAUUGCAUAAAUAAAAAUGUAUACUCAAGUAAUAUAAAUAGUAAGUAUAUUUCAGAUAAUAUAAGCCAUAUAAAUAAAAACAAUAACGUUAUAAAAUAUAAUUUAAAUAGCAAUAAUUUGAAUAAUUUUAAUAGAGGCUAUAACGCUAAUAUAAAUGUUAAAAAUAACAUUAUACAUGAUAGCAAAAUUAAUGACAAAAGUACUAAUAUAAUAAAUUAUAUUCAUAGAAACAAUAAAAAUAUGAAUGAUAUAAUUAAUAUGAAAAGUAUUAGUUAUAUAAGUAAUUUCACACAAUUUACAAAUAAUGAAAACGAUAAAAUUAUUAGGAUAAAUAAUAAAAAUGAAACAGUGAAUAAUUUAAAAAAUAUUAAUAAUAUAAAAAGUAUAAAUAGUUUGAGCAAUUUAAACAGUGUCAAUCAUUUGAAUAAUUUAAAUAAUGUAAAUAAUAGUAUGUAUUACCUAAAUUUGAAAUCUAAUACAAAUAUAGAAAAUAGUAAAAUCAGAAAUAGCGCAAGUUUAUCAAAAUGUACUUUAGAAAUACCACAUAAGAAUAUAAAAAAUUCUCAGCUUACACAAGAUAACAUAAGUUAUACUAGAAAGAUUGAAGAUAAAUUAAAAUUUAUGAAAAACAUUUCAGUAGAUAAAAAUAAUUCAGAUAUAAAAGAUUCAUUGACAUGCAUUAUGCAAAUGAAAAAUGUUGAUGAUACAAAUAAAAAUAAUAAUUUAUUAAAAAAUACAAGUAUCUUAAAUAACAUUUUAAUUGAUAAAUUAAAGGAUACUGAUAAUAAUAAAAGUAAUAAGAAUCAGGCUAUUACUAAAAAAGAAUUGAUAUAUUUAAAGGAUCAUAAGAAUAAUAAUGAUUUAUAUUCAAGUAGUGCAAGUUUUAAUAAUAUGAAUGAUAAUAAAAUUGCCAUAAAAAAAAUAUUAAAGAAAAAAAAAGAUUUAAAUGGUAUUUCAUAUAAAAAAAUAAAUGAUGAAAAUUAUAAAAUGAUAAAGAAUUUAUUACAAAAUAAAAAUAUGAUUAAUCAUAAAUUUAUUAAUUCAUUACCUAAAUAUGAUCUUAAAAAGAAUUUUACUCUAAAUAAUAAUUAUAUAGAAAGGGAACAUAAAGAAUUAUUACAUUUAGAACAAAAUACUGAAAUGCAAAAGAUCAUAAAUAGUAAAAAAAAAAUAAUCUUAACUAAAUUUGAACUAAAAACUUUUUUAUUAAAUACAAUUAAAGCAUUAGGUAUUGUAUUGAAGAAAUGGAAACUAAAAAAAUUUGGUGUAUAUUUUUGGUUUCAUAUAAAAUGUAUAGAAAGUGAAAUUGAAUUAGGUUUCUAUAUUAAUAUUUUUAAUUUUUUAUUUGAAAUAAUAACAGGAAAAAACAUUUAUUAUCAAUCAAACGAUAUAAAUUACAUAGUAAGAUUAUUUAAAGAAUUUAUUAUAUAUGAUUGUAAAAAUAUUUUUAAAAAAUGUAUAAAAAUACUAAAUAGAUAUGCAAAAAAAAAUUCUAAAGAAUUUUCAAUUUUUGAAAAUAAUGAAGAUAUAAUAAAAUUAAACAAAUCUUUGUUAUUGAAUGAAGAUGAAUUAAAUAAUAACAACAAAAAAAAUAAUUUUUAUGAUUUUUUAUUUAACAGAAUAAAAGAAACAAAUGAUUUCUUUGAAAAAAAUGGUGAAGAAAAUAUCCAUUUAUGCAAUAUUUUUUCAAAUUUUAAUGAAUUAAAUUACAAUGAAAUAUUCAAUUUUUAUUUAUUUUACAACAAUGAAUUAAAUAAAUCUUAUAAUUUACAUAAUGAUCAUUCAUAG
Molecule: messenger RNA, 2445 nt
Organism: Plasmodium relictum
Lineage: Eukaryota; Apicomplexa; Aconoidasida; Haemosporida; Plasmodiidae
Product: conserved Plasmodium protein, unknown function
Exons: 1
Coding region: 1-2445 (814 amino acids)
Source: RefSeq, a predicted model, not a curated record